AUGGAUAGCAACACUUGUAACACGUUGCAGUCUUUGAGUGUAGCCGGUGCAUCACGAGUGCAAGUCGGAAAUAACUAUAAUACAACCCACAACUACAAUGGCGAGAGCGACCAAGAUGAUACAAAAAAGCUUUUGGAAUCUCUGCAUUCCACUGAUCCGCGUCACGAUAAGAAAAACAUCGAGCAAACGAACAACCACUUGUUGAGAGAAGCCUACGUUUGGAUUCUCCAAAACCCCGAGUUUCUCUCUUGGCGUGACAAAAAUCAUGGCAGUCAGCUUCUUUGGAUCAGGGGUGAUCCUGGAAAAGGAAAAACAAUGCUACUCUGUGGUAUUAUCGACGAACUACGACCAUCUACAAGGCUUGAAAACUCGGAGAGUCACAUUUCACUAUCCUAUUUCUUCUGCCAAGCUACCAACUCGGCUCUCAACAACGCGACAGCCGUGAUACGCGGGUUGAUCUAUCUUUUGGUUGUUCAACAACCAUGUCUUUUGUCCCAUUUACGGGCCAACAUCCAUUGGGACUCAAGAGUCGCUAUAGAAGACCUAUUCCGUAAGAUAGUAGCCGAUCCUGUUCUGGAGGAAGCGUACUUGAUUGUGGAUGCACUGGAUGAAUGUCGCGAAGAUCUUGAGUUUCUUCUUGAAAUGCUUUCUAGUCCAAUUCCACGCAUCAAAUGGAUUGUCAGCAGCCGAAAUCGAGUUGAAAUUAAAGAGGCUCUGAAACAGUCUUCAUCGAGACUCGCUCUUUCUCUGGAGCUCAAUGAAGAAUCAGUCUCCCAAGCUGUCAGACACUUCAUCGACCACCGCACUCGCGAUCUGGCUAGAAAGAAAAAGCUCAAAGCCGAAGUGGCGCAGAAGGUCUACCGGCACCUAAUACAACAUGCCAAUGGUACAUUUUUGUGGGUUGGCUUGGUGUGCCAACGCCUCACACGAUGUCGAGAGUGGGAGAUCAGCCGACAAUUACUUCAACUACCCAAGGGUCUUAACGAGCUUUACGCUAGAAUGAUGGAACAAAUCCGCACUUCUGAAAGCUGUGACAGUUAUAUCAGACUUCUAGCCAUUGUUUCAACUGUUUUCCGUCCACUGACUAUUUCUGAGCUAAUGGCUAUGGAGCCACUAGAAGUGGAUGAAGAAAGUAUUUGUGAUUUUAUAAGGGAAUGUGGUUCCUUUCUAACGACACGGGAUACAACGAUCCUCUUCGUUCAUCAGUCUGCCAAGGACUUUUUGCUCGAAAAGUCGAGCGAAUUGCUUUUCCAGUCCGGCCUUGCACAACAUCAUUAUGCCCUUUUUCAAAGAUCUAUUGAUGUUCUUGUUGUUCUACGCAAGGACAUGUACGACUUGAAAUAUCCUGGAGUCUCCCUGGAUGAAGCUAUCCGCAACCGGCCUGAGCCUGAUCCCAUUGAUGGCCUAGUCUAUGGACUUGUAUUCUGGGUUGAUCAUUUACGAGAGGCAACCGAGGUCUCUAGUAAGGAUAAUGCAGAAUUACAGAAGACCUUCGCCAAGACUGUGUAUGGAUUUCUUUGCGAUAAGUUUCUGUUCUGGCUAGAGGCACUCGGUCUAUGUCACAACCCAUCGAUUGCUGGAAAAGCCUUGAUGUCUGUGAAGAAGUUACUAGCGAUUUAUACUUCCGGUUUGCUUUUUAGCCCACAGAAAAGCCUUAUUCGCAAUUUAUCCAAAGAAUCCACACUAAGCUUCGUCAAAAGAGGUCCAAAGGUGGAUGAAAAUUGGAGCCCAAUCUUGGGUGUUUUUGAAGCUUCCCCGUACAGCAGGAUUGAUUCCAUGGUCUUCUCUUCCAUGGGCGACAUGGUGGUCAUGACAACGUCCGACUCUCAGUUGUUGAUAUGGAAUGUCAACGAUGGCUACAUGCAUAAAGAUUCGAGGUACAAUAAUACAGAGUGGUUGAGGCUUUCGCCAGACCUACAACUGUUAGCCUUUAUCACCACGCAGAACGUACUUGAGAUUUGCGAGCUCAAAUCAGGAAAUACCCUUUGGGCUGUGAGAAACAUUGACCCAGAUGUCCAAGCCAUGGAGUUUGCGCCUGAUAGUCAGUGGUUGGCAGUGUGCCAUAGCAACAACUUAUACCUCUAUGCUCGUGGAGGCGAAUUGUGCCAAUCGUGGACUUUGGGAUCAGAAUUCACGAGCAAUGAGUCCUAUGGCUUGUCGUAUUCCUCCAAAAGCGAUUUAUUGUUAUGCUCCAGAAUGUUUAGUGAACGCGGUAUUGCUGUUUUCGAUAUGCGAACGGGCAUACGUUACAAGUUCCCAGGCGUUUUUUCUGGAGGUCCUUUUUAUGCCGACGACAAUGAUGAAAGAGAUAACAGCGACAAGGAGGCAUUUGCUAAAGACAGACGUGUUGGACCAAUAUGUAACGCAAAAUUCGUCCCAAACGCCAGCUUGGUCAUGGUCACAGAUGAGUAUGGGGGCAUGUUCCUUUGGGACUUUUCGAAUAUGAGAUGCAAAAAGUGGUUUUGGGAUGGGAAUUCUGUUGGCUGCUUUGCCUACUCACAUGCCGAAGUCUGGAUGGUUAUAACAUCUAGUAACAAUUUUUUCCUGGUGGAUCGUGAUCAGGGAAUUGUCCUACAUCAAUUUUACCUCCCAGAUCAUAUUGGCGAUUUCCAAGAAAUUCAGGUUUCUUAUGACAAUAAGAAAAUCGCAGCCCGUUCAAGAUGCAUUGCAUGGCUGUUGGAUGUGCAAACCGGUCAGGCUGAUCGACCGAAAAAGAGAAAGUCUCGCAUCCUGGAUGAUGGGGUUACGAUCGCUUAUAUUGGUGACGUCACAACGAUUGAAAUUGAGAAUCCAAUUACAGAGGUUACUUCCACAUUGGACAUAAGAAACACUGUUAAUGGCUGGGUGGGCAAAAUGACAGUAUCACCCGACGGUCAAUUAUUUGCUUACAGCAGUUAUCCAAAACAUUGGAGAUCCCCGACAUCAAUUUACAUUUGGGAUCUGAAAAGAAACUCUUUGCGGUUCAGAGUUGAAGUAUCUGAAAGGGUCAUCCAUAUGGCAAUCUCCCCCAUUGUGGCAGAUGAAGAUCAAUGGUUAGCCGUGUGCACGUCAUCGAAGUUAAUUCUGUGGGAUGUAAACACUGCCCAGGUUCAUCUCUCCAUCACGUCUCCCAACAAGUUGGAAAGGCCUUAUGCCAAAGCGUUCUUCCAUGGAACUUGGAUGGGAGUUAUAUGGAAAUCUCAACGACGCAAGGACUUGUUUGUCCGUUAUGACAUCAAAACUGGCCAACGGCUCUCUCAGAUGGACAUCCCGAGAUUUCACGACCAUGGCGAUCAAUCCCUGUCACCCAAUGAAGCAGGCGUCCAUUGUGCUGUGAUUGAUAUCGAUAAGAGAGGUUUAUCCUUUAUUGACGAUUCAGCCUUGUGGACAGAAAAUGGAGUUUUAUAUUUCGACCGUAUCUUGGACAACCUGGUCAACAGAUCAGAAACUGGCAAAAGUGAGAUUCUAGAGAUAGAUGGACAAGUGGAUCAGAAGCUACCUGUGAUCACCCCAAGCAUUCAUGGGUACGGUUACAGUGCUAAUUGGGAGUGGAUAAUAUUCGACGGAAGACCGCUGAUAUGGCUACCGCAACAGUAUCGUCUUAGAGGUUUUUACUGGUUAAUGUCUAUCGGACAUCAUCACGUUAUUUCAAAAUACGAAGGAGGUAUUUACUGCAUAGUCUUUAACAAUGAUGCUGCGGACGGCUUGAGGAGAGCGAUGAGUCACUUAUCAAUAUAG
Messenger RNA from Fusarium graminearum PH-1, 3717 nucleotides. RefSeq lists its product as uncharacterized. NCBI's taxonomy places the organism in Eukaryota, Fungi, Ascomycota, Sordariomycetes, Hypocreales, Nectriaceae. The record is from RefSeq and is a predicted model, not a curated record. The transcript has 3 exons. Gene Ontology annotation, molecular function: protein binding. The coding region runs from base 1 to 3717 and encodes 1238 amino acids.